Molecule: messenger RNA, 1113 nt
Organism: Saccostrea cuccullata (small rock oyster)
Lineage: Eukaryota; Metazoa; Mollusca; Bivalvia; Ostreida; Ostreidae
Exons: 1
Coding region: 1-1113 (370 amino acids)
Biological process (GO): negative regulation of translation; proteasome-mediated ubiquitin-dependent protein catabolic process; protein polyubiquitination
Molecular function (GO): translation repressor activity; zinc ion binding; ubiquitin protein ligase activity
Source: RefSeq, a predicted model, not a curated record
AUGUUCUGUGAAGAAUGUCAAACUUCAUUAUGUUCCAAAUGUGCCACACAGAGAAACCAUCGAGGGCAUAUAUUUACUGAUCUAGAGACAAUUUAUGUGGACAAAUAUUCAGAAGCAACAAAGCCAAUCAUGAUUGGAUUUACUGCUGGCGAUUUCAGCAAAAAUGACAUUACUUAUUUAUUAGGUAAAAUACAUGUCCCCAGCACUAAAGCAGAGAAGAGAGAAAUAAGUCCCAGUGUAAGUGUUGACAACACAGCAAUGAAACCUGCCCAAAAACAAAUAAAAGAAGACAGAAAGAAACCUGAAAAGAAGUUAAUGUCACUAUCUGCCACUGUAACCAAGGUCAGGGAGUUCUAUGUACCAGGUGUUCAAAGUGUUAACCACAUUUCACUAGACCAAUUAAACGGAAUCUAUGUCAGUGACAGUUGCGGAAAUCUUGUCCAGACAAAUUUUCGUUCUAGUAAGCUAUGUGAGAUAAGAACCAGCGUUGAGUGUGGUCACCACACAGUAACAAGCAAUGCAAAUCUAAUCUUUACAGAGAGAGAGAAGAAAGUUAUAUAUAGAAUAAUAGAAAACAAUGAUAUCGCCGAAUUCCUAAAAACUGGAGAUUGGACACCAUUUAGCAUUUACUCCUCCCACAUCAAUGGGGACUUACUGGUGGGGAUGGCGAAGGUUAAAGAGGCUAAACUCACUAGGUAUAACAAAUCGGGAAAAGAACUACAGAACAUACAGAGGGAUACCAAAGGACGGGACCUGUUUGCAUUGCCACACUACAUCACAGAAAACAUCAAUGGAGAUAUUUGCAUUUCAGAACAUAAAAAGGCAGUAGUGGUGGUGAAUAAAUCAGGACAACACAGGUUCUCCUACACAGGUCAGGGGUCAGCGUUCUGUCCCUAUGGAAUCUGUACUGAUGUCCUCGGUCACAUCCUGGUGUGUGAUGAUAAAAGUAGAACUGUUCAUCUCCUUGAUAAGGGCGGUCAGUUCUUGUCUCUAUUACUCUCACAACAACAUGGGGUAGAUUAUCCCCGUAGUGUGUGUGUGGAUGAUGAGAACAAUCUCUAUGUGGGACAAUGGCUCACUAACAUACUGACAGUGUACAAGUAUCUACAGUGA